AUGAAAAACAUGAGCUGCAUUAUUCCAAUAACCUAUCUUCUCUUUAUUACACUCUUCUCAGCAAAUGCUCAAUUUGUUAAGAAGACUUACCUAGUUCAAAUGGAUAAGGCAGCAAUGCCAAAAGCCUUCUCCAAUCACCUUGAUUGGUACUCAUCAACAGUGAAAUCAGCACUUCUCACCACUUCUCUGGAAUCUUCUGAUAUGAAAAAUGAGGAAGAGAGAAUAAUCUACAGUUACCAAAAUGCUUUUCAUGGAGUUGCAGCAAAGCUGAGCAAGGAAGAAGCUGAGAGGCUAGAGGAUCAAGAAGGUGUUGUGGCCAUUUUCCCUGAAAGAAAGUACCAACUACACACCACAAGAAGCCCUGAGUUCCUUGGUCUUGAACCAUUAUCAAAGGGAACUGAUAGUAUCUUUUCAGAAAAUCUUGAUAAUGAUGUUAUAGUUGGAGUGUUAGACACUGGAAUUUGGCCAGAAAGUGAAAGCUUCAAUGACACAGGAAUGAAACCAGUACCUUCUUAUUGGAAAGGUGCCUGUGAAAUUGGUCGUGGCUUCACCAAACAACACUGCAACAAGAAGAUUAUUGGUGCCAGAGUGUUCUAUCACGGAUAUGAGGCAGCAAUUGGAAAGAUCAAUGAGUCAAGAGAGCACAAAUCACCAAGGGAUCAAGAUGGCCAUGGAACUCACACUGCAGCAACUGUUGCAGGCUCUGUAGUCCAUGGUGCUAACCUUCUAGGCUAUGCUUACGGCACUGCAAGAGGAAUGGCACCAGGAGCAAGAAUUGCAGCUUACAAAGUUUGCUGGAUUGGAGGGUGCUUCAGCUCAGAUAUUCUCUCUGCCAUUGAUAAAGCUGUAUCUGAUGGGGUGCAUGUCUUGUCCAUUUCAUUAGGUGGAGGAGUCUCAUCUUAUUCCCAUGAUAGUAUUUCAACUGCUGCAUUCGGAGCAAUGGAGCGCGGUGUGUUCAUUUCGUGUUCUGCCGGAAAUGCUGGUCCUAGCCCUGCAAGUCUUGCCAAUGUGUCACCAUGGAUCACCACUGUGGGAGCUAGCACAAUGGAUAGAGAUUUCCCUGCACAAGUUAAGCUUGGGAAUGGCAAGAAUUUGAGUGGUGCUUCACUCUAUAAAGGGCCAAACACAGUAUCAACUGAAAAACAAUACCCUUUGGUUUACUUGGGUGGUAACUCAUCAGGUACUCUUAAUCCAAAAGCAAUGUGCUUGGAAGGGACUUUGGAUCCUCAAGUGGUUAAAGGGAAGAUAGUGAUUUGUGAGAGAGGGAUUAGUCCAAGAGUGCAAAAGGGUCAUGUGGUGAAAAAUGCAGGUGGGGUUGGAAUGAUUCUCACCAACACUGAAACAAACGGAGAAGAGCUUGUUGCAGAUUGCCACCUCCUUCCAGCAGUUGCAAUAGGAGAGAAAGAUGGUAAAGAUCUCAAAAACUAUGUCUUAACAAACAAAAAUGCCACUGCAACUCUUUCAUUUCUUGGAACAAGGUUAGGAAUUAGGCCUUCACCUGUGGUAGCAGCAUUUUCAUCAAGAGGGCCUAAUUUCCUCUCACUUGAAGUUCUGAAGCCAGAUUUGGUUGCUCCUGGUGUGAACAUUCUUGCUGCUUGGAGUGAAGAUGUUGGUCCAUCAGGGUUGGCAAUAGAUCAAAGGAGGGUGAAGUUCAGCAUAGUUUCUGGAACCUCAAUGUCAUGCCCUCAUGUGAGUGGUGUAGCUGCAUUGAUUAAGGCUAAGCAUCCUCAAUGGAGUCCAGCAGCUAUAAAAUCUGCACUGAUGACAACAGCUUAUGUUGUUGACAACACCAUGAAGCCUCUGAAAGAUGCAUCAAAUGCUGAAAAGCCUUCAAAUCCUUAUGAUCAUGGUGCCGGUCACAUUAACCCCACAAAAGCACUAGACCCAGGUUUAGUCUAUGAUAUCAAGCCACAAGAUUACUUUGAUUUUCUGUGCACACAGAAUCUAACUCCAAACCAGUUAGGUGUCUUUGGCAAAUAUGCAAACAGGUCAUGUGCACAUUCUCUGGCUAGCCCUGGUGACUUGAACUACCCUGCAAUUUCAUUGGUGUUUGCUGAGAAUAAAUCUAUUUCAGUUAUGACAGUUCAUAGAACUGUGACCAAUGUCGGACCUGAUGUUUCCACAUACCAUGUUUUGGUCUCAGUGUUUAAAGGUGCUUCUGUGAAAGUUGAGCCAGAAACCUUGAAUUUCACAAGGAAGUAUCAGAAGCUGUCAUAUAAAGUUACCUUCACAACAAAAGCAAGGCAAACACAACCUGAAUUUGGAGACCUUGUUUGGAAGGAUGGUGUUCAGAGUGUUAGAAGCCCAAUUGUGAUAACUUGGUUGACACCAAUAGUAUGA
This is a messenger RNA of Arachis stenosperma, 2340 nucleotides long. RefSeq names its product subtilisin-like protease SBT1.3. Gene Ontology annotation, biological process: proteolysis. The transcript has a single exon. Bases 1 to 2340 code for a protein of 779 amino acids. Gene Ontology annotation, molecular function: serine-type endopeptidase activity. The record is from RefSeq and is a predicted model, not a curated record. NCBI's taxonomy places the organism in Eukaryota, Viridiplantae, Streptophyta, Magnoliopsida, Fabales, Fabaceae.